Molecule: messenger RNA, 972 nt
Organism: Alternaria arborescens
Lineage: Eukaryota; Fungi; Ascomycota; Dothideomycetes; Pleosporales; Pleosporaceae
Exons: 3
Coding region: 1-972 (323 amino acids)
Source: RefSeq, a predicted model, not a curated record
AUGCUCCCACCAUCAAUGCACGAUAUUGUUGAUGGUGCAGCGAUCUCAUAUCGUAUCGAUUUAGCAGUAACCAGCAUACGCAGCAUUUUCAAAUCGACGAUAAAACCGAACUUGAACAUCACAGUAUGGCCUAUGGAAACACAUAACCAGUAUCUCGGCUCCUUGUCCAAGGAAAAUAGCACAUUUCCAUGCGUAAAAACAGUGCAAGCAACUAUCAUGGGUCCAUACGCUCAACUUCCAGCACUAGUCGUCUCUCCGACUGAAUACAUGCAUCACCUCUCCGCGGCCAUCCCUCCAGCUCAGAUAUCAAUGUCAGCUCAUUUCCUACCGGAUUACUCAAUCCUCCGCAACCGCCACAUGAUGAUACGACUCAGCAUUUCGAAACUCAAUGAAUUUGCAUACAGCCUCUACCUGCAGUCUUUUCAGAUGCUGUUGGUUGGGUAUACGGAUAUCAAAGCCAAGGGUCCGUCUCUUACGAAUACGCAGAUUUCCUGCUGGACGAUUCAAAGCAUGAGCAACCUCGGUUUGCCUGUACUCCGUUAUUCUGAAAGCGUCGGUACCGAAAAAUACAUUGAUAGGAGUCUAUGGGAAGGCGAAGCACUGCCAGAUACCAUUGUCCCAAGUUUCGACUCGUGUGGGUUGGCGAGAAGAUAUGAAUUGGAUAUCUCUAUGGGGCUUCAAUGUCGGGAUACAAAGGAUCAGGCUGGUCGGAUACUAUUGGUUCAAUUGAGGACACCGGUACACGUGUCUUCUGGGAUACGUCCCGGUAGGAAGCUUGAGAGUGGGGACGAUAAGAAGCUGUUUCUGAACGGAGAGCUAGUACCGAUUAGUAUGCGUUCACAAGACGAUAUGGGUACGCAAGAUGAGAAUCGGCACGGUGCUACCCAAAGGGUGGGUGCUGCGAAUGAAGACUACGGCACGCCAAUGGGUCCGCCGCCUACGUACGAAGAAGCUACCACAAGGUCUUGGUGA